GCGAAAUUGAAUCUCACCCAGGGUCUCAAUACUAAUCCUUUGGUCUAGUAAUCAUUCCUCGGUUCGCAGUUUAUUUUACUUUAUUUGAUCCAAGUGUUGUCCACCCAUCUCACAUCCACACUACAAGAAGAAAAGUUAUCUACCAAUACUACAGCAGAUGUCUCUCCUUCCUCUUAUUCAGGGCCACUGCGCCCCUCCCUUCUCGCCUCUCCGCAAUACCCUGACUGAGAAUCUGCAAGCCGGGGAGGAGCUAGGCUUCAGCCUCAGCGUGACCGUCGGCAACGAAACGGUGGUCGAUCUCUGGGGCGGAUAUGCGGACGCUGCGCGCACGCAGCCCUGGACUGCUAACACCGUCACGUGCAUUUUCUCCAGCUCCAAAGUCAUCACCAACCUGGCAGCAAACAUGCUGAUUGACAGGGGCCUGCUGGACCCUUCAGCGCCUGUGGCGCGCUAUUGGCCCGAAUUUGCUGCCAAUGGCAAGGAAACCAUCCUUGUCAAGCAUGUCCUGAGCCACACGGCGGGCCUGCCGGCUUGGGAGCUGCCCAUCACGCUGGAGGAGAUCUGCGACACCCCCGUGGCAACGGCCAAGCUGGCAGCGCAGCAACCGUGGUGGUCCCCGCCCGGUAGCCACCUGGGGUAUCACCCGGCCACACAAGGCGUGCUGGUAGGCGAGCUGGUGCGCCGCAUCACCGGCCAGUCGCUAGGGGCCUUCGUCCAGUCUGAAAUUGCCGAGCCGUUGGGGGCCGACUAUCGUCUAGGUGUACUCCCCGCCGAUGAGGAAGGGGACCCCGCCCGUGUUGCUGAGAUGGUACCGCAGCCGCAGAUGCUUUCACUCGAGGGAUUGGACCCGGCCAGCAUUAUGAUGCGCACCACUAUGGGAAGCCCCAUCCCGCCCCAAGCUGUCAACGGACCAGGUGCGCCGCUGCGUCGCACUGAACUGGGCGGUACCAAUGGCUUCUCCAACGCUCGCGCUAUGGCUCGCAUCGGCUCCAUGGUCGUCAACGGAGGUCAGCUUGACGGAAAGCGAUUCCUCUCCCCCGAGACUAUCAAUCGCAUCCUGGAGCCACAGGUCGAUGCUGUCGAUUCGGUCAUGGGCAAGCGAAUGUCCUGGGGACUGGGCUGGGCUCUUCCCACCUCGGGCAACUCCUACGACUUGGUCACUGAUGGGCGCGUGGCUUACUGGGAAGGUUGGGGAGGGUCUAUCCUCAUCAUGGACCUAGAUCGAAAGAUGUGUAUUGCAUAUGCAAUGAACAAGAUGGGCGCCAGCUUGGAGGGCGAUGACCGCACCCAGGCCUAUGUUAAGCAGAUCUACCAGAUUGUCCGUGACAUGCAAGAUACUAAGGAGAUAUAAGACUUUAGUAUGUUUUUAACUUAAUAUGAUACCUUUCCU
Molecule: messenger RNA, 1390 nt
Organism: Aspergillus neoniger CBS 115656
Lineage: Eukaryota; Fungi; Ascomycota; Eurotiomycetes; Eurotiales; Aspergillaceae
Product: serine hydrolase domain-containing protein
Exons: 1
Coding region: 158-1351 (397 amino acids)
Source: RefSeq, a predicted model, not a curated record